This is a messenger RNA of Quercus lobata, 516 nucleotides long. RefSeq lists its product as uncharacterized. The transcript has a single exon. The record is from RefSeq and is a predicted model, not a curated record. The coding region runs from base 1 to 516 and encodes 171 amino acids. NCBI's taxonomy places the organism in Eukaryota, Viridiplantae, Streptophyta, Magnoliopsida, Fagales, Fagaceae.
AUGGAUGCGCUACUUUCCAUAAAGAUGAGGGUCGGUGAAACCCUUCGGAGUUACGCCAGUCGAUAUUGGGAACUAUACAACGAGAUCGGUGAAGGAAAUAAAAAGAUAGCGGCAAGCACCUUCAGGAUGGGGCUCCCCGAGGAUUCUGAACUAUGGGCGUCGCUGACGAAAAGACCUCCCGAGGAUAUGAGGCAACUUAUGAGGCGCAUUGAGGAGUAUAAGCGCCUGGAAGAUGAUCGGCUGCAAAAUAAGGGGAAAGCUCGGUUACUCGGCAGAUCUCGGCAGGGCAUUAUUCCGGCAAGAUCGAAAAAAAAUUUCAGGAUGCAGGAACCAGAGGCGCAAAUUGAAGGAGUUAAUGUGGCGUUCAAAGAGCCUGUGCACAAAAUUCUAGAUCGAAUUAAGAACGAAUUGUUCUUCAGGUGGUCGAACAAGAUGGGGGGUGACCCAUCUCGGAAGAAUCAAAACUUGUACUGCACAUACCACAGGGAUAAAGGGCACACCACCAAGCAGUGUUAG